UGGAGCGUACUAUGUAGUCUGUGACGCCUAUAUCGAAUAAAGUCAGAUAUUAGGUAACUUUCUAAGGGGCGUUAAGGGUCAAAUACCAUCACCCCAACGUUCUAAAUGAGUAAACAACUGGACUCCUAUUGGGGGUCAUCGUCUAGUCACUCUGUUGUCGAAUGUUUAAUCAUGCGUGAACCAUAUUGCAUGUACAGUUCAGUCUUAACGCAGAAAGUCAUAACUAAGGUGUGGGUAUUAUCCGAGGAACGCGCCUUACCUGUAUAUAACUUUGGUUGCAUAUAGCCACGGCACUUCUGGCUUACUGGAGCGAAACAACUUACAGCUACAUUUCGUUAUUAUAUCAUUUCAUUAUUGGACCUAUACUGCCGUCAUACAGAUCGUCAGUGUACAUCGCUGAGGCAUCUUUUACCUUGCUAGUUUCUAUAUAAGGCAGUAAUCAUAAUAUGGAGCGUACUUACCAGUACAACUUUGAGACAAACAAGAACGUGUCCUUCAAUGAAGUCGAUUACAUUGUGUUUGGAGCAACGUUGCUUGCCUCUGCCGCCAUCGGACUUUAUUAUGCCAUCCGGGAUAGGAGGAGUACCGAUGCUGACGACUUUCUUUUGGGCGGUCGGAACAUCCAUUACCUGCCUGUAUCUUUGUCUCUGCUUUCAAGUUUCAUAUCUGCAAUCACGCUGCUCGGUACUCCUGCUGAGGUUUACCGUUAUAACACAAUGUACUGGUGGAUAUCAGUCGGAUUCAUUAUCUCUGCCUUGGGUUCCGCCCAUAUCUUCAUCCCUAUCUUCUACAACCUUAAAGUCACCAGUAUAUUCCAGUACUUAGAGAUGAGGUUUUGUAAAAUAAACAGAUUCUCGGCUAGUGUCAUAUACCUCUUCUGGAUGAUGCUGUAUAUGGCUAUAGUGUUGUAUGGACCCUCUUUGGCUCUUAACGCAGUUACCGGCCUGUCUUUGUGGGGGUCUGUAUUUGCUGUAGGACUGGUGACUACCUUCUAUACCACAGUGGGAGGAAUGAAAGCAGUGGUGUGGUCCGAUACCCUACAGAUGCUCAUUAUGUUUUCCGGGAUGAUGUCCUUGUUGGUGGCAGGCUCGCUGAAGGUUGGAGGUCUAGAUAAAGCAUGGCAAAUAGCAGAGCGUAAUGGCCGUACUCUCCUUUUUGAAUUUGACCCUGACCCAUCUACUCGGCACACGGUUUGGAGUGUUGUGAUUGGUGGAGGUAUUUUCUGGGGCGCCAUAUAUGGCGUAAACCAGGCUCAGGUACAGAGAGCGGUAUCGGUAUCAUCAUUAAGGAACUCGCGCAAAGCCAUCUGGCUGAAUUUCCCCGGUAUGAUGAUAAUACUGACUGUCGUCUGUCUUGUGGGAGUGGUAAUGUAUGCCUAUUACGAGCGCUGUGACCCUGUGACUUUAGGCAUCAUUAAAAGUUCAGAUCAGUUGAUCCCUCUGUUUACUAUGGACUUGCUUGGGUCUUACCAUGGUCUUCCAGGACUUGUCCUGUCCUGUGUUUUCAGUGGCAGCCUUAGUACAAUCUCCUCGGGGCUCAAUGCCGUGGCCGCAGUACUUCUAGAGGAUUUUGUUCGACCUUUAUACCCACAUCACAUUUCUGGACGUGGUUCAACUAUCUUCUCUAAGGUGACAAUCGUGGUUGCAGGUUUCUGUUGCAUUGGCCUUGCCUUCGUCGUGUCUAAGCUUGGAGGCAUUUUGCAGGUCGCUUACGUCCUGUUCGGGAUCCUUGGUGGGCCAAUACUUGGCCUGUUUUCUCUUGGUAUUUUAUUUCCUUGGGCCAACAAAUGGGGUGGACUGGUCGGCCAUCUCACUGCGCUAGCCCUGGUAACGUUUAUAGGGCUUGGUACUAAGUUUAAUGAUGUGGUAAUCACCCCUCCAUCCUCUUUGACAACUUCCGGUUGCUACCUUAACGUUUCCUCAGGAUCCUCGCUCACAGCCAUGGCAACAACAUUGGCCAGUACUGCAGUAACAACAGUGGCAAAUGUGACACCUAAGAAAGACCCGUUCAUCUUGUACCGGAUGUCGUACCUGUGGUACGCCCCGCUGGCCGCUUUGAUCACGGUUGUUGUUGGUCUCUUGGUCAGCUUUAUCACAGGUGCCACUAAGCCGAAGGAACUGGACCCCCGACUUAUCUGCCCCUUUUUUGACAUAUUCUUCCCUUGUUUACCAGAGAAGAUAAGGAGGAAAUUACAUUUCGGUGUCCGUCAUGGUGAGUUCCAGGAAGAUGUGAAGUCGACGGAAGGUGGCACAGAUGGGUCAGACGGAAAGGUGAACGCCGCCUAUCUCACCGAUAUCAAUGAAGUCUCCAAAGAAAGUAGUCCAUCGAAUAAUCGCAAGAGUGACACUAUUACCAAAUACAAUGGUACCAAAAAGACUGAGCCGAACAUAAAGUCAACAACAAAUGGUGUUCAGAAUUCUCUGUAUCCAUCCGUAAACGUGCAUUCUACAGAUAUGUGAGGAGUCGAUUGACGUUCCGAGCGGACAAGCCUAAAACAUUCCGCAUGAUGGAAUUGUGUAUAUUUUUUUUCUACAAAUCCAGUUACGUCGACAUUUCUCAGUCUAUAAAUCAGUUACCUAUGAAUUUCAAUCAAUCAUCCUAUUCCAUUAUGCUUUGUAAUGGUAUCGGAAAGGAAACUUCUUCUAUAAUAUAUCUUAUAUAUGAAAUAUAGUAGAUACUGUAUCCCAUACACUUUACAUAUAAGCUAUUUUAUAAACAAUUGAAAUGCAUAAUACACAUACAGGGUAUAUCAUAAUAUGCAUAUGAAUAAGGGGUAUUGUACAGCCUCUUUUUUUUUUAAAUAUAUUAUACAUAACAUGAUUUAAUACAUCAUAGGCAUCAUAAUAUGCAUAUGAAUAAGGGGUAUUGUACAGCCUCUAUUUUGAAAUAUAUUAUACAUAACAUGAUUUAAUACAUCAUCGGUAUAGCUCCCCCAAAUUUCAUGUCAAAUUAGUCUUAGUGAUGAUAGGCCUGUAACCUAGAUAAAAGCUGUAGACUGUACAUCAUUAACACGAAAUACAUAUCGGUUAAUCGGCGAAUUAGAAUGUGUUGUUCCUAUAGAGUCUAUGUUAAUACAUACGCACCCAUAUCAUUUCUUUCCUACGUUAUUUAGUCCCUCUAAAGCAAUACGCGUGCGUACAUUAUAUAUAUAAUGAAGGUAUACGCGGAAAAAAUAUCGCACAAGGACUUUGUUUUAGAGUUAAGAUUUUGAAUGUAGAUAUCUACCUAGUGUCAGGUGUCAUGGUUACAGUUGCAGUACUCAUUAUGUAUUUCUCAUCUGCUAUAGUGGUUUUAUCAUUGUACACAAUAAAAUCUACGGUAAACGCUGAUUUUAAUAUCACAUUAUGCAUGCACCUUGAACAUGUAUCGUGUGAAACCUUUGUAAGGUACAAGUGUUAGACUUGUUACGUGUGUGUUAUUGUCCUUAUACAAUUGUUCAUCAGAUUGAUGUGUGUCACAUCUGUACAUUAUACCAAGUACAACUGUGAUCAUUUAGAUUUCAUUAACCCCGAGGCGACGUCGUGGUAAUGAGGUUAUAUCUAUCUUACAAAGCAUCAACUAGAAGAUUGUAGUGUGUAUAUACACCUUUUUUUUUUGUAUGUAUACAUUGUAUAUUGUGACACUUACAUGGUGAUUCGUCAUUACUUGUAUCUCUGCGACUCUAUCAUCGUAAAUAUUUACAUGUUAUGGUGUAUAAUCAGAGAGUAAUAGCGAUAGCGAAAAUGAACAUAACAACAAGUUAAUUAGAUCAUAAGACCUCAAUUUAUAAUUAUCUAAUUAAAAUUACUUAACUCUACUCUUUUACCAAACUCUAUCAGUGCACGUUCUUUCUUUGUUUGCAAUAUAUUUUCACGUUUCCUCGCAUAUUUGAAAAUAACAUUUAAAUAUAAUAAGGGGUUAAGUACUGUAUGCACUGUCUAUAUUUUAUAUAAUAAAGGAAUACAUAACCAGAAUUAUUUAGGGUUCACAGUACAACUAGGUCGCUAUCAAUACCCAGAUAUAUUUGUCUAUCAUAUAGCAAGCCAAGUUGGUACUUAUACAAGGAGCGGUGUUAAUUAUAUCGUUUAUAAGAUAUAUUAUUUUAAUAAUAAUCUACUUUAGAUAGUAUCUUAUAAACAUGUAAGAUAUAUUAUAUAGAUAUUAUAUAUGUUUCAUAUUAUUAAUAAGAUAUCUUAUAUACUUUGGUUGAAUAAACGAAAACUUGCAUUGGAUUUCCAUAAUACCAGGUAUUGAAAUGA
Molecule: messenger RNA, 4238 nt
Organism: Pecten maximus
Lineage: Eukaryota; Metazoa; Mollusca; Bivalvia; Pectinida; Pectinidae
Product: sodium-coupled monocarboxylate transporter 1-like
Exons: 10
Coding region: 447-2459 (670 amino acids)
Biological process (GO): transmembrane transport; sodium ion transport
Cellular component (GO): membrane
Molecular function (GO): symporter activity
Source: RefSeq, a predicted model, not a curated record